UCCAAGCUGUACGGGGUAAAUCGCGUUCGAUUUCUCGAUACGUUCGCCCGUGACUCGUACUGAUGCGAACAAGACUCACGAGGGGUCGGUGGGCCGUAUUCGGUGGCUUCACCUUAGUUUGUCUCGCCAAUUUACGAUUAGCGAUCUGCGAUAAAAGUCCGGACAACGAGGGAAGAGUACGCAGGGAGGAAGCCCGGCAACAUGUCUGCUGCGCGAGACACGAAAAGAUGAUCGACGUUGGAUACGGAAUAUCGGGGGAGGUGAUCCAAAUCGAUGCCGGCCAUUGUCGCAAGCUAUGCCCCCGACACGUUCUGGACGAUCCUGGGGAUGCCAGUCGACCCGCGGUGCAGAGAUGCUUCCCGGAAUCGCAUUGUCGGACGAAGCACGCGAAAAUGGAGAGGGUGUCGACGAUCCAGGGUGUUCGGGUGAUCGAAGUGAUAGAGGAUUGCGAGUGCACGCCGGAUUCGUCCUGCAGACGGGAAUCAUUGACGCAUUCGCUCUAUUCGGCAUCUCAUCUGGCCGUGAUGGACGUUGGUGUAUGCAUGGGUCACUGUGCUAAUGAUCUUGGAUGCAAACCACUGAGGAACAGAACGGUCAGCAUCAAAGGACCGAAUGGGGACGAAGUCCAUCAGGUGAUCGAGAAAUGCGGCUGCGCCGGAAUCUGCCACAGAAUGGAUCUAAUGGAGACCGUUCUGGACUUCAGCGAAGUCGAAAUCAAAGACGGAACGAACACUACGGACGUUAGGCCGGUCAUUCGGCAAAUCAACGUCGGACAGUGCGUCGGCACGUGUACCGGAAACGAAACGGAAAUGUGCCUUCUACGAGUGAAAAAGGAACCGUCCAGAUGCCUGGCCAGUUUGUACAGGAAGCAAAACUCUUGCACCCCCGCCAGAUUCAAAGUUCACGAGUACAGAACUCGUCGGGGAUCGAAGAGGGAGAUCAUUCAAAUCACUCAGUGUGCCUGCGUCUGAAUAGACCCAGCGAGAAUCGGUGAGGGUCUGUUCGAUCCAGCCGAAUAAACGGCGAGACAUUAACGAAUUAACCUAUUUUGUGCGCAAAAGUACCGUUUCGAUGUUCCUACA
This is a messenger RNA of Dufourea novaeangliae, 1082 nucleotides long. RefSeq lists its product as uncharacterized. The coding region runs from base 63 to 971 and encodes 302 amino acids. The transcript is spliced from 8 exons. The record is from RefSeq and is a predicted model, not a curated record. Lineage: Eukaryota; Metazoa; Arthropoda; Insecta; Hymenoptera; Halictidae.